ACCUGUUUCUUCUAGCUCCAUUCACAGUUUCUACAGGAACCCCUCGAAUUUCUCCAUUUAACUCCUGAAAUCUAAACUUAACACAAACUGCUGGAUUGUUUUUGGGGUUUGCUGUUAAUCCUGUGGAGACAGGAGUGUUCAGAGGGCUGUCUAUCAGCUCCAUCAGGACAUCCAGCUGCUCUGCAUACCUCCCAUCACCUCCGCUGCUUCCAUCACAGCCAUCACUCUGGUUCCCAGCUGGAUGGGACGCUGCUGCUGCUGCUGUGGAAGUUAGAAGGUUAGACUUGCGAGGUGCUAGAUGUCCAUGCUCUGAAAGCAGAAUGAUCAGACGUUGCUGUCCAGUCAUUCUGCUCCAACUGUUAAGCAUUUUUGCACAGACAAGAGCUAUUACUCAGGAUAUUUUGUAUCCAUAUGGACUGGGUCAUAGGGAUCUUGAAACUCCGAAGAUGGAUGAUGGGAGUUCAGCUGAAAUUCCUUUGCUCAUCCCCUUCAUUUUCUUCAAUGUGCCCUACCGUUCCAUCUAUGUCAACAACAACGGUGUGAUCUCCUUCAGCGUGCAGGUUAGCCAGUUCACACCUGAGGCUUUCCCUCUGAGUGACAGCAGAUCUUUCAUUGCUCCACUUUGGGCAGAUGUGCACAACGGCAUCCGUGGAGAUGUCUACUACAGAGAGACAACUGAUCUUGAACUCCUGGAAAGAGCAACACAAGAUGUCCGAAAGCACUUCAAAAACAUGCCCAGCUUUACAGCCACGUGGGUCUUUUUGGCAACAUGGCACCAGGUUACCUUCUACGGAGGGAGCCAAACAACCCCGGUGAACACUUUCCAGACUGUACUCAUCUCAGAUGGAGUGGCAUUCUUCAGUAUGUUCAACUAUGGAGAAAUUACAUGGAGCACAGGAACAGCCAGUGGAGGAGAUCCCUUGACGGGACUCGGGGGAACAACUGCUCAGGCAGGUUUUAAUGGCGGAGAUAUUGGUCACUUCUUCAACCUGCCGGGAUCCCGGUCAAAUGAUGUGGUAAAUAUUGAACAGACAACCAACGUAAACAUUCCUGGACGCUGGUUUUUCCGGGUUGACACCGAGCUGAUAGAUCCUGCCAACGGCUGCAGCUACAAUGGACGGUAUUACAGACGAGGGGAGAUCUUCUGGAUAUCUGACCAGUGCUCCCAGCGGUGCCGAUGUCUUGAUAUAAAUAACGAGGUCCAAUGCCUAGAGGCUCCAUGUGGGCAGUUUGAGAACUGCGAGCAGCAGGAGGGGGCCUUUUAUUGCCAGCCCACGCGCACCAGCACCUGCGUGGUAUUUGGCGACCCACACUAUCACACCUUUGAUGGCUUCCUAUAUCACUUCCAAGGCACCUGCUCCUACCUGCUUGCUCGGCCCUGCUGGGAGAUGGUAGGACUGCCCUUCUUCAGCGUAGAGGCCAAAAAUGAGAACCGCGGGGUUGCCACAGUGUCCUGGUUAAGAGAUGUGACAGUGGAGGUCUACGGUCAUAGAGUCAUGAUACCUAAAGGCAGUUUGGGAAGUGUCCAGGUGGACGGCUUGAUGAAGACAUUACCAGUCCAACUCGAGCUUGGUGCAGUCAAGGUGUACCAGUCUGGAGUUGCUGUAGCUUUAGAAACAGACUUUGGACUCCUGGUAACCUAUGAUGGCCAGCACUACGCCUCCAUCUCAUUACCAAGCUCGUACUUCAACAACACCUGCGGUCUUUGUGGAAACUAUAAUGAUGACCCUGCAGAUGAUCCCGUGCUUCCUGAUGGCUCUCUUGCAGAGAGCGUGGUGGAGUUGGGAGGCAGCUGGCGAGCAGAAGACACAGACUGGAGAUGCACUGAUGGUUGUGCUCAGAACUGCAGCAUUUGUGAUACUGUGACAGAAGCCAUGUACUUUCGCUCAGACUACUGUGGGCUAAUAAACAAAACUGAUGGACCUUUUCGAGACUGCAGAGCUGUAGUGGACCCUACAGCCUUUGUAUAUAGUUGUGUGUACGAUAUGUGCAGCAACAAGGAGAACAUCACCACACUGUGCUAUGCCAUUCAGGCCUAUGCUUUAGCCUGUCAGGCCCUUGGUGUCACAAUACGACCCUGGAGAACUCGCACCUUCUGUGCAAUGCAAUGUGCGGAGUUCAGCCAUUACGAAGUGUGCACAAGCGCCUGUCCAGCAUCCUGCUCGGACCUCACUGCUCCCCUGUACUGUGCUCAUCCUUGCACUGAGGGCUGCCAGUGCGAACCUGGCUACGUCCUGAGUGGCAGUCAUUGUGUGCAACAAGAAGACUGUGGCUGUGAGCACAACAACCUCUAUUACCCCCUCAAUCACACGUUCUGGGCUGGCCCCAGCGGGGAGGAAGGCGACUGUACCCUCCGCUGCACAUGCGGGUUUGCGGGGGAAGUCUCCUGUUUCAAUGAGUCCUGUAAGGAGGGCGAAGUGUGUGUGGCCGAGCUGGGCUUGAUGGGCUGUUACCCUCAGAGGGAGGGAGUGUGCUCGGUCACCCAGAACUCAGUGACAUCUACCUUUGAUAGCACCUUCCUCCUGUUUCCGGAUGACAGCUCCUACUACCUGCUGAAGUUGUGUGGUCCGGUACCGGCUAAUGGGUCAGUGGUGGAGGUGAAGAUUGGCAGGCGGCUCAUAAACAAAGGUCCCACUUGGAAGAGACCUGUGAUUGUAACUGUAGCUAACCUUGAGGCACAGAUGGGAGGUACAGAUUUUGAUACAGUGAAGGUGAAUGGUGAACCAAUUGUUCUCCCAUUUGUCCAUCCAAUGGAGACAAUGAUGAUCUACAAGGCACCAGGAAAUGCGACCGUGGUGGAGUCCAGAGGUCUGCUCCGCGUCCAUUACACCCGCCAGGGAUUCCUUAACAUCUCUCUCUCCACCAUCUUCUACAACGUUACAUGUGGCUUAUGUGGCGUCUUCAACAGCAACGCCACGGAUGACCUGCGCCUGCCCAACGGUCGCCUUGCAGAAAAUACUGAACAGUUCACAGAAGGCUGGAAAUCGAUUGCAGAUGACCUUACCUGCAAUGGGGACUGCGACGACCUGUAUCGUAUGUGCACAGACCUGCGUCUUUACCAGAGUCCUUGGAUGUGUGGAAACAUCAAUGACCCAGGAAAUAGCUCCUUUCUGGCGUGCCACUCUGUUGUCAAUCCUUCACCGUUCUUCAGGAACUGCUUGUACAACAUGUGCGUAAGGGAAGGAAACCGCUCAGCCCUUUGCUCCUCUCUCCAGGCUUAUGCCUCAGCCUGUCAGGAUGCCCAAGUGGGCCUUGCUUCCUGGAGGAGUGCGACCAACUGUCCUCUCCCUUGUCCAGAGAACAGUCAUUUCGACGAAUGCACGACCGCCUGCCCUUUGACCUGCUCCAACCUAGACGAGGGCCCCGAGGACCCGUGCCCUCUGCCGUGUCAGGAGGGCUGCCAAUGUGAAGACGGCUUUGCACUGCAGGAUGGCCUGUGCGUGGCGCGGAGCGAUUGUGGCUGCAUGUACCACGGUCACCAGGUGGCCACCAACCAGACUUUCUGGACAGACUGGGAAUGCCAGGAGCGCUGUUACUGCAACGGCUCUGACAACAGUGUAUACUGUCAGCUCACCCCCUGUCAUCCUGAGGAGUACUGCCAGGAGAACGAUAGCCUGUACUUCUGCCAGCAACGCACCGAAGCCUUGUGUGUGGCUGCCGGUUACGGCCAUUUUCUGUCAUUUACGGGCACGCCGUUUGAGCUUCAGAGCUCCUGUACUCUUAAGAUGGCCACCACCAUUUGUAGGCGCAGAGAGCCAGCAGGGACAAGUGGAGUUUUCCCUCGGUUUAAACUGGCAGUUCGUAAUGAGGAACGAGACACUGGGCAGGCAAUCUGGGCGAGGGGCUUUGUGCUGGAGGUUUACGAGUAUGAAAUAGAAGUUUCUCGAAGCUACAAAAACACUGUAACUGUCAAUAAGGAGCGUCUGUACCUUCCCCUGAAGCUGGGUCCAGGAAAGGUCAACAUGUCCUCCUUGGGGAUGCUGCUUAUUCUGGAGACGGACUUCGGCCUGAAAGUGUCGUAUGACUGGAACACGCUCCUUCUGCUGACGCUACCCCGAGACCUUUACAACACUUCCUGUGGCCUCUGCCAGGGCAUGCCCUUAUCCCCACCCACCCUAACCACCACAGACUGGGGCAUGACCUGGGCAGAGAGGGACACUUUCUGCCAGGUGGGCUGUGGUGACUCCUGUCCACGCUGUGGGCUCGGAGACAAGAGCAUGCUGAACACUGCUCCACUCAUUGUGGCCGACUCCAGCAUGGACAAUGACAACGAAGAGGAGCCAAAUGGAGUCGCCACUGGCAUACGCUUCCACGUUGGAGACGGACUCUACGUCUUUGUGGAGCCCGAGGCCGUGAGGCUGUGUGGGCUGAUUGUUGACCGUGGGGGUGUGUUUGCACGCUGUCACAGCAAGGUGGUGCCAGCGUUCUUUUAUCAGAGCUGCUUGCAGGACACUUGUUUGGAUCAAGGAGCUCAGGAUACGAUCUGUAACUGGCUACAGGUCUAUGCCAGCACCUGUCAGACCCAGGGAGUGCCUGUAACCGGCUGGAGGAGUGACACGCCGUGUGUCCAGAGCUGUCCUCCAAACAGCCAUUACUCCAGCUGCAUGACGGUGUGCCCGCCCCAGUGCGCCCCGGCCCGCGGUCAGAGGGACUGCAACCAGGACUGCGUGGAGGGCUGCCAGUGUGACCUGGGCUAUGUGCUCAAUGGCAAGAGCUGCAUCCUGUCCCAAAAUUGUGGCUGCUACACUGAUGGAAAAUACUACGAGCCCAAGCAGCUGUUCUGGAACAGUGACUGCACCAAACGCUGCCAGUGCAUCGGACGAAACCUGAUCCAGUGCGACCCGAGGCGCUGUAAGGCGGAGGAAGAGUGCACUCUGCGAUUCGGGGUCCGAGGCUGCUUUGCACGCCGCUCUCAGCACUGCGUGGCAUCAGGUGGGGGAGUCUUCAGGACGUUUGACGGGGCAUCACUGCGUCUCCCGGCCUCCUGCUCCUUCGUUCUGUCCACAAACUGCCGCAAGCUGCCUGACCUCUCCUUCCAGCUCAUCGCUAACUUUGACAAAUGGAGCACGCCCAACCUCACCACCAUAUCUCAUGUCUACCUUUACAUAAACGAGGAGAAUAUACUCAUCUCUGGCAGCACUGUCAAGGUCAAUGGUACACCCGUGUCAGUCCCAUUUCUAACUGGCCUGAUGACGCGUCUUUCCACAUCUGAAGGCUUCAUUGUCAUCGACACACCGCAGGACAUUCAGGUGCGGUACAACCGCUUCAACACUCUCAGCAUCACAAUGGGCCAGAGACUUCAGAACAAGGUGUGUGGCCUGUGUGGAAACUUCAACGGAGACCCCAAUGAUGACUACAUCACCUCCAGGGGUAAACCAGCUGUCAAUGCCCUGGAGUUGGCCCAGAGCUGGAAGACCAACGGCAUGCAGAACAGUUGUGACGAGACACAGUACGUGGCUUUAGCCCAGUCCUGCGACAACACCGCUGUCCUGGCACUGCAGGGCGAAAAUGCCUGUCAGAAACUGACCCAGCUAAAGGGCUUCUUCCAGCCGUGCCACGGCCUGCUGGAUCCUCAACCCUUCUACCAGUCCUGCUACCUGGACGGCUGCUACAACCACCGCAAGGCUCAGGUCUGUGGUUCACUGGCAGCCUACGCCGAGGCAUGCCGCUCCUUAGGUACCCUCACCACCAAGUGGAUCACCCAGGAGAACUGCUCAGAAUGGAUUUAUGACCCCUGCGCAGGAGAGAUCUGCACAAACUUCACAUGUGAGCUGGAAAACGGAGGCGACCUGUGCGGCUGUCCUGAGUUACCCACCAAUCCUGCAGGUGAUGAUGACAUCAUCCAAGCAGAAGUGAACUGUAAGCAUGCUCAGAUGGAGGUUUCCAUCUCCAAGUGCAAGCUCUUCCAGCUCGGCUUCGAACGUGAAGACGUGAGGAUCAACGACGAGCGCUGCGCCGGCAUCGAGGGAGAAGAUUUUAUCUCCUUCCACAUCAACAACACUAAAGGACACUGCGGCUCCAUCGUACAGUCUAACGGCACACACAUCAUGUAUAAGAACACCGUUUGGAUAGAGAGCGUGAACAACACCGGCAAUGUCAUCACCAGAGACAAGACCAUCAACGUGGAGUUUUCCUGCGCUUACGAGCUGGACCUGAAGAUCUCUCUGGAGACCGUCCUAAAGCCCAUGCUCAGUGUGAUCAACCUCACCCUUCCGACUCAGGAGGGAAACUUCAUCACCAAGAUGGCUCUGUACAAGAACUCCUCGUACCGCCACCCGUACAGGGAGGGGGAGGUGGUGCUCAGCACUCGGGACAUCCUGUUUGUGGGCGUCUUUGUGGAGGGGGCGGAUGUAAACCAGCUCAUACUCAUCGUGAACAUGUGCUGGGCCACACCGUCACGCUACAGUAGCGACAGACUCCGUUAUAUCAUCAUAGAGAGGGGGUGCCCAAACACAAAGGACAACACCAUAGGGAUGGCGGAGAAUGGUGUGUCCCUCACCUGCCGCUUCCACGUCACCGUCUUCAAGUUCAUUGGGGACUACGAUGAGGUCCACCUGCACUGUGAUGUUUCGCUGUGUGAUUCAGACACAAACGCCUGCAAAGUGAACUGUCCACACAAGAGGAGAAUGUACUCAGAAGACAGUGACCAUAAGGAGCACAUACUGACAGUGGGACCCAUCAGAAGGAGAGAGUCAGACUGGUGCGAGGAAGACAACGGCAGCUGUGAGCAAAUCUGCACCAGUAAGAGCACUGGGCCCAUCUGCAGCUGUGUGACCGGGAUGCUUCAACCUGAUGGGAAGAGCUGCCGCACCCUGAGCUCAUCUUGUAAGGUCACCCCUGCUCCUCCUCUGCUGAGCGCCAGCGCGGUCAUCUCCAUCAUCCUGACCCACUUUAACUCGUUAAUCUUCUCCUAAACGAAGCAACCAAAUAACAAACAUCAAACACAGAAAAGACUUGAAAACUAGACGGAAAUUUGAAAACGUAUAAAUGUUUGAAUGCACAUGUGAAUUUAGUUCUUGAAUGUCUUUGUAGAAAACUGUGUUGAGCUUCGUUUUUAGCCCUUCUGUUAUUUAGAUACAUCGGGAUCUCUAAUUUAAAGCUACUGCGUAGAGUUUUUUAUGUUUUUAUAAAGUUUUCAAUUGUGUCUGAUUGUUUUCUUUUUUUAUGGAAAUAUUAUUGUUAAUAAUAAGGACCACCAGAUGGCGCCAAAGAAACUCGAAAAUGAAAAGUUUGAGGUGGAUUGAACGUAGACGUUAGGGAGAGAUUGUGAUUAAACUAUUACAAAGUACAUUUCUUGGUGAACUUAGACAUGAUUGGAGAGUUUCAUAGUCAGAACUGAAACAUUCAAUCACACAUGAGGCUGGAACUGGUCCAAUGAAUGUUACUUCUGGCACAUCAUUCAAGGAGCUAAAACAAUAUUCAUUAAACUGAGUCACAGAAGAGUAAAUUGAUGUUUUCUUGUAAAAUGUUUUUCAGUUUAUAAUUUUUUACAUUGUUUCUCAUUCCAUCAGCUAAUUUGUGAUAAUCUUCUAGCAGUAUCUCCAACCUGAGGUUCUGCUGAAUGAUGGGACACAUCAUGGUGAUCUCAUCACCACAAUGUUCAUUAAAAUCUGUUCUCUCAAUGUAAGAAACCAUAGGUAGCCAUCUGUUGCUUAAGGGUAAUUAAUUUGUGCACACAUAUUCAUACCCAGAAGUCAUCUGUUUAAGAACAAGCUACAGGUUGUUGUUUGGAUGCAAGUUAUUCCAACCUAUCAUUAAACCACAAAGAUCACCUCCCAGCAGCACCAGAAACUGAAGUUAUUUGCUGUUUAAGUGUUAGAGCCGUCUGAUGCUCCUAUAACUCCUCUGGUGUUGUGUUUACUUCUGUCUCCCAUGUUACUCUAACCCCAGAAAAUAAAUAAUCUUAAUUCGUGCUACGGGGCCCAAACGUCCCAAGAACAUAUAACCCUCACCAUGACUCCACCACCACCAGCCUGAACCUUUGCUAUUAGGUAGGAUAGAUCCAAAGUUUCAUGUUAAUUACUGCAAAUUCUGACCUGACCAACUGAGUGCUGCAGCUGAAAAUGAGACUCACCGGGCCAGGCAGCGUUUCUUCAACCUGUUCUGGUCCAGUUCUGGUGAGUCUGUGUGAUUUGUAGCCUCAGUUUCCUGUUCUUGGCUGACAGGGCCAGGUGUGGUCUUCUGCUGCUGUAGCCCAUCUGCUUCAAUCUUGCAGGAGUUCAGAGAUCAUUCAGAGAUGGUGUUCUGCAUAUGUUGGUUAUAAAGAGUAGCUAACUGAGCUACUGCUGCUAUGCUAUCACCUCGAACCAGAGUUCCCAUUCUCCUCUGACAUCAACCAGGCUGCUUCAUCCACACAGCUGCAACUCCAGAGGUUUUCUCUCUUUUCUCUGUAAAUCUGACAGAUGCAUAUGGGUGAAAAUCCCAGGUUCUGAAAUACUUGUUCAGAGUAACUUAAAUCUCCUUUCUUCCUCAUUUCGAUGUUCAGUUUAAACUUCAACAAGUCAUUUUCAACAUGUCUGGAAGUCUAAAUGCUUCAGUUGCUGCCAUCUGAUUGGCUCAUUUGCUCAACAAAGUGACCAGUGAAUGUACAUUAAUGUUUUUAACUGAGAGAACAAUAUUGUUUGGUUGUUCAUGUAAUUUUAAUUUCUAAAACAACAAAACUACUUAAACCAGAGCCUAGUUGAGUUGAGUUACGUUGUUCAGUCCUCUGAAACCUGUAGAACCUGUAGAAUGAUGAACAUGGCCAACAUGAGCAACACGUUAGUCUGUCACCUCAUUUACUGAGGCUUAGAUUUAAUAUUUUCACUUUCUGAAACAGGAAAUUAGGAAGCAGUGCAUUUGACUUAAAACUAUUUAGCAAUACUCAAAAUUACAAGUUAGUCCAACUCCAGCCUAAACUAGCAAUGACCAGUUUCAAAUCAUGCUGUGAUUAUAAAAAACACUUACAUUUUCAGUUUCAUGGUUUAAACUGAUUUUCCCAGAGACCCUGUGGGUUUUCUCUCAUUGCAUACAUUCAUUAUAUUUUCAUUUAAAAACAUAUGUUGGUUCUUUAUCAUCUUUAAACAAAGUUAAUAUGAGCCAUCAUGACAGGUCCAAAGAGCCACUUGUGGCGCCAGAGCCGCAGGUUGCAGACCCCUGGCGUGUGGUUGAUUGUACCGGAGGAAAACAUUCAGUGAAAAUCUUUCAUAAUGGAUAAACAGUGAGUUAAUACAGAGUGAAUCAGACGUGGAGUUUAUGAGUGAAAUAUUUAUGUGUGAGAAAAGCAGCUUGUGGAAAAAAUAUUCUCGUAAUUUUAGCAGACAUGUAAUAGAACCCAGAAUAUCUUUAGGAUGUAAGAAACAUCUUUAGUUGUGCUUUUAUUCUACUUCAUUAUGAUGAUUUUUAGCCUCUCUCCACAGGAAUGGUGUAGUUUCCCAUGAAGGAUUGUCAUUUGAUACUGUGGCUUUGUGACAAAGGGAAGGUCUCACAAUCAUUCGCUUUCUGUUUGUCUCCUGCUCACCUUACAAACCUCCAAUGAUCUCACUGAGCAGUGAUGAAAGUUUAAUUCAGUCGCAUCCGAAGUUGACCAGGUGAGCCAUUCUGUUGCCUUGUGUGUACAAAUGUACAGUCCUCCUCAAUUUGUUCAAAUCUUAUUUUAAAUGUUUGAAAAAUGACCAACAGAAACAUCUUUCCUUAAAUAAAUGUUCUGAAAAUCA
Girardinichthys multiradiatus is the source of this 9695-nucleotide messenger RNA. RefSeq names its product tectorin alpha (gene tecta). NCBI's taxonomy places the organism in Eukaryota, Metazoa, Chordata, Actinopteri, Cyprinodontiformes, Goodeidae. The transcript is spliced from 24 exons. The record is from RefSeq and is a predicted model, not a curated record. Gene Ontology annotation, molecular function: protein binding. Gene Ontology annotation, biological process: cell-matrix adhesion. The coding region runs from base 321 to 6914 and encodes 2197 amino acids.